This is a messenger RNA of Gymnodraco acuticeps, 1827 nucleotides long. RefSeq names its product karyopherin alpha 2 (RAG cohort 1, importin alpha 1) (gene kpna2). The transcript is spliced from 11 exons. The record is from RefSeq and is a predicted model, not a curated record. Gene Ontology annotation, cellular component: cytoplasm; nucleus. Bases 97 to 1683 code for a protein of 528 amino acids. Gene Ontology annotation, molecular function: nuclear import signal receptor activity; protein binding. Gene Ontology annotation, biological process: NLS-bearing protein import into nucleus. NCBI's taxonomy places the organism in Eukaryota, Metazoa, Chordata, Actinopteri, Perciformes, Bathydraconidae.
GCACUUUUCGAGUAUUACAACCUCCGAGCGAGAGCCAGGAAAAACCACUUAAAACUUCAUUUUUACUGCUGCUAAGCUUCCCUGUCACCUGCAAACAUGUCUGCUCCGUCAUGUGAGAACGCCGACCGUCUGAACAAAUUCAAGAACAAAGGCAAAGAUGCCAAUGAGCUUCGACGCAGGAGGGUGGAGGUGAACGUGGAGCUCCGAAAGGCGAAGAAAGAUGACCAGAUGUUCAAAAAGAGAAAUGUGGCAGUGUUUCCUGACGAGGCCACUUCCCCUCUGCAGGAGAGGACCCAGAACUGUCAGGCGUUCAGACAGUGGACGGUGGAGGAGAUCCUCACUGGAGUGAACAGUGGAGACGCAGAGACUCAGCUGCAGGCCACUCAGGCAGCACGGAAGCUCCUCUCCCGGGAGAAGAACCCCCCGAUCAACCAGCUGAUCAGCGCGGGUCUCAUCCCGAGGUUCGUGUCCUUCCUGAGCCUGGUGGAUUCCCCCCCCAUGCAGUUUGAAGCGUCCUGGGCUCUCACCAACAUCGCCUCGGGGACCUCAGAGCAGACGGCAGCCGUGGUGGAGGGGGGGGGCAUCCCCGCCUUCAUCGGCCUGGUCAACUCCCCCCACCAGCACAUCAGCGAGCAGGCCGUGUGGGCGCUGGGGAACAUCGCCGGCGAUGGCUCUGCCCUCAGAGACCAUGUGAUCAAACACGGAGCCGUCCUCCCUCUGCUCAGCCUGCUGGCCGUGCCCGACCUCUCCGUGCUCACUGUGGGCUACCUGAGGAACGUGACCUGGACCCUCUCUAACCUCUGCAGGAACAAGAACCCGUCCCCCCCCCUCGCAGCCAUCCAGCAGAUCCUGCCUGUGCUGGUGCGUCUGCUGCACCACGAGGACCGGGAGGUGCUGGCCGACACCUGCUGGGCCGUGUCCUACCUGACGGACGGCUCCAACGACCGCAUCGAGGUCAUGGUGCAGACCGGGCUCAUCCCCCGCCUCGUCAAGCUGCUCGGGUUCGAGGAGCUGGCCGUCGUGACCCCGGCGCUGCGAGCCCUGGGGAACAUCGUGACGGGGACAGACGAGCAGACGCAGGCGGUGCUGGACUCCGGAGCCCUCGCCAUGUUCCCCGCGCUGCUGCGCCACAAGAAGGCCAACAUCCAGAAGGAGGCGGCCUGGACGCUGUCCAACGUGACGGCCGGCAGGGACUGCCAGAUCCAGGAGGUCAUCGACGCCGGGCUCGUGCCCCUGCUGGCGGACGUGCUGCUCCGGGGUGACUAUAAAACCCAGAAGGAGGCGGUGUGGGCCAUCACGAACUUCACCAGCGGGGGGUCCGUGCAGCAGGUGGUCUACCUGGUGCAGGCCAACAUCCUGGAGCCGCUGCUGAACCUCCUCUCCUCCAAGGACAGCAAGAUCAUCCUCGUCAUCCUGGACGCCAUCACCAACAUCUUCAUGGCUGGGGAUAAAAUCGGCGAGUCCGAAAAGCUGAGUCUGAUGGUCGAAGAGUGCGGAGGACUCGACAAGAUCGAAGCCCUGCAGAAUCACGAGAACGAGAUGGUCUACAAAGCUUCCCUCAACCUGAUCGAGAAAUACUUCUCUGACGAGGACGAGGUGGUUCAGUCUGUGGUUCCCGAAGUGACCGAUGACGGCUAUGCAUUCCAGAUCAGUGAAAACCAAAGCACAAGUUUCAACUUCUAGAGACUUUCUGAUUUCCACUUCUUCUCUACACUUUACUGUACCCUCCUGUUUGUCUCCAUCUGUGGAGUUUCCUGUAUGUGUUGUACAUACUGUUUUAAUGUGACAAAACAUGACUGUAAAUAAAGUUGUUUGUACCACUAGCAA